AUGACAAAAAAUCCCAAAAACUUUCAUUUUGUCGAAAUUCAUAAUCUACGCCUAACUAUUUCUUCUUUUCUUUAUUUCCAUAACUUCUCUCUUAAUUGUUUGUGGUCUUUAACAAAUCCGAUUUUACCAACCCGUUUUAUGUCAAUUUUUAUCGUCCUUUUUUUUCUCAAAAAUUGCAAAAGUACAUUAAUUUUUCUUUUUAUUUUUGUUGGUUCUUGAUGCGCGUUUAUUUUCUGGUCUUUUUUUUUGUUAGUGUAGGUAGUAUUUUUUCGUUUAU
Molecule: messenger RNA, 277 nt
Organism: Meloidogyne enterolobii
Lineage: Eukaryota; Metazoa; Nematoda; Chromadorea; Rhabditida; Meloidogynidae
Source: the annotation of a GenBank genome assembly